Mastomys coucha (southern multimammate mouse) is the source of this 3884-nucleotide messenger RNA. It is a transcript of the gene Nkd2, whose product is annotated as NKD inhibitor of WNT signaling pathway 2. NCBI's taxonomy places the organism in Eukaryota, Metazoa, Chordata, Mammalia, Rodentia, Muridae. Gene Ontology annotation, biological process: negative regulation of Wnt signaling pathway. The transcript has 10 exons. Gene Ontology annotation, molecular function: calcium ion binding. The record is from RefSeq and is a predicted model, not a curated record. Bases 201 to 1586 code for a protein of 461 amino acids. Gene Ontology annotation, cellular component: cytoplasm.
CGGGCGUGCGCGCUCAGAGGGAGGCCGGCCGCUGCCCGCGCCGGUGUCUCCGGUUGCCGGGCUAAGCCUCGCCCGACUGCCCGGCCCCGGAUCCAGGCUCCACGAGUUGCUCUCCGCGCGGGAUCCACGCGCCGCCGGCUCGAACCUCGGACUUGCACCUGAGAGCUCGGCCGGAGCGUGGGUCCAGGCCCAGCGGCGACAUGGGGAAAUUUCAAUCCAAGCACGCCGCAGCAGCCUGCAAGAGGAGAGAGAGUCCCGAAGGGGACAGCUUCGUGGUGUCUGCGUACGCAAGCGGCCGCAAAGGAGCGGAAGAGACCGACCGGCGCGGGGCCAGCGGUGUGGAACAUCGCGCACGGGACAAGCAGGAGCUGCCCAAUGGAGACCUUAAGGAGGGGCCUUUCUGGGAAGACAAGGGUUCUCUAGAAGUUGUGCUGCCCCCUGAGAAGUCUGAGGGCCACGAGGGCCAGGGCCAGCUCUUCAGCACAGAUGACGGGGAGAAGGCAGCAAGCCGUGAGGGCCCACUAAGACUGAGCAAGAAGCACUUGAACAUUGACGCACUCCAGUGUGAUGUCUCAGUGGAAGAAGACAACCGCCAAGAGUGGACAUUCACACUGUAUGACUUUGACAACAGUGGGAAAGUCACCAGAGAGGACAUGUCCAGCCUGAUGCACACCAUCUAUGAGGUUGUCGACGCCUCUGUGAAUCACUCCUCGGGCAGCAGCAAGACCCUCCGAGUGAAGCUAACUGUCAGCCCUGAGCCCUCCAGCAAGAAGGAAUGUCCUCUCACUGGCCAAGACCGGGAGCCCACUCGUGGCAGAACAGAGAGUGAGCUCACAGAUGACCCCCGAGUAGCUGACAGAAGGCUGUCUGCUUACAGCAGGAAGCCCAAUGCCGAUCCCCAGCCCUGCUCUGUGCGAGUGCCCUACUGUGUGGAUGAGAACACAGAGCGCAGAAACCACUACCUAGACCUUGCUGGCAUUGAGAACUACACAUCUAAGUUUGGUCCUGGGUCACCACCUGAGCAGGCCAGGCAAGAACAUCACGGCAGGGCCACACACGUUCCAAGCAGGUCCCGAUCACAGGAGUCGGAUGCCCACGCUAUACACCACCGCAGGUCGCAAGUACUGGCUGAGCAUGCCAUACCAGCUAAUGAGCCUGCUACCCGGGCUCUGGCUGCACAGCCCCGGCUCAAGGGGCAGGAGAAGCAGCUCCUCAGGUCUCCCAAGGGUCCAGGAAAACCUCUUGGGGCACCAAGCAGCUGCAAGCCAGGGAAAGCGCUCAGCUAUUGCCUGCAGGCUGUGCCACUGCCUCAGGGUGCUCAGGAUGGCCACCACCUCCCUCAGCCCCCACCACAGCCUCCGCCACAGCCCUAUGGUCACAAGAGGUACCGGCAGAAAGGCAGAGAAGGCCACUCACCACUUAAGGGGCAUGGCCAACCUUCCAUGGUGGAGCAUGAAGUGGUACGGGACCUGCCUCCCAUGCUGGGGCCCGAGGGCUACGUGGUACCUGUGAUCCAGAGGCAUGAACACCACCAUCACCAUGAGCACCACCACCAUCACCACCACCACCACUUCCACCCAUCCUAGCACCCAAACAAGCACUCCGCCCAAAUGCCCUUGGGGACACAGCAGGUGCUGGCAUGUGCCCAGUAGAGAGUAUAGCAUCCCCUGGCCCAACACCAGCUGCAGAUGUCAAGGGGCACCAGGGAGAUGGCACCAAGCUGGAUAGUUGUGGACAAAGCUUCAUUUCUCCAUGCCAUUUGGAUACCAGUACAUUUGAUGCAGCUGAUGAUUACCACUAACACGUGCUCCUGUGUGUUCUAGAAAGUCCAUACAUGAGGGCACAAAAGCAUCUGUUGCCUCUUUUGCUGCAGGGUGGCUGUGGGAUGUUUGAGGGACUGUGCUAGACAUUCUUUGUAUCCUCAUGGCUCUUUGACCUUCGGGUACCUGAAUGGAAAAGGCAAUGCUUUUUGUGAAGUUUAUACAUUGAAAAGUCAGUGGACUGGGCUUGGAAAGUGGCUCUUCUUCGGUGUACCAUGUUAAACAAAGCAGAAAAAGAGGCCAGAGUAUCAGUAAAUGUGGAGGGGGCGCGGUUGAGCAGAGGGGCAGGGUGAUUGAUGCUCAGUGGGCAGCUUGAGGCUUGGUGUCCAGAGCUUCUAGGAGAUAUGGAUAAGACCCAGACAGACAUGGAUGGGAUGGAUCAGGUACUAUGUUGGAGGUCCCCAUCCAGCCUGUGCAUAGCCAAGUGACACUUCGGUGUCCCUCCAUAAAGACUGCAAAGGUGUGGGGACCUCAACAAGCCAUGAUCUUUGUGGUUCCACCAACAGGACACAGCAAAGGGGAAUUUUUUACCUCGUGUGAGUUUGUGCAGGUGGCAUUAUGCCUUCUUGGCAUAAUAAAAGAUUGUGCAUUCUGUAACAUGGCAUAUAUAUCCUUGUACUCAAACACUUUUCUGAGGGCAGUGGUCAGCGUACAGACCCAUCGUAGCUGCAGAUGAAGAUGACAGGUACACGUGGAUGGAGGGCGAAUGCUGUAGAACAAUCUCCGCUUACGCUGCUUGACGCACACGACUCCACAGUAAUGCUUCUUAAUAAGGGAUUUUUAGACUAAGAGAAAUCAGACCUCUAAACCCAGAGUUCAGCUUAUGUUAACAAGGAACACCAAGCCCUAUAUGGGCUCCAUGGGCUGCAGCUUAUGCAGACUGUUGAGAAGCAACACAACUUUGUGCUCAUCUCCUCUCCCCAAAACCCCCGUGCCUAUUCUAAGGAAUUCAUCAUGUAGAGAUGACACGUAUGUGAGGCUCUACCACCUGCACCACAGCAGAGGGAUUACACAAGAAUCAUCGUGGCCACCCAGUUUGUUUUUUCAGAAUGCAGCAUUCUUAGACUGGGCUUGUGUUAAGAGGUCCUUUCAGGAGGCUGCAGAGAUGGCUUAGCAGUUAAGAGCACUCACUGGCUGCUCUUCCAAAGGACCUAGGCUCAAUUCCCAGAACCCAUGGGGCAGUUCACACCUGUCUGUAACCCCAGUUCCAGGGCUUCUGACACCUUCACACAGACAUACAUGUAGAUAAAACACCAAUGAGCAUAAACUAAAAAUGAAAGGAAAAAAAAAGUCAGAGACAUCAUAUAGGAUAUCCCUAAUGACACCCCAUGCCAUGGUUCAGUUGAGCACCAUGGGAAGUGGAAAGAUUCAGCCAAGUUUCAGCCCUGGCUUCAGGUUUUAAAAAUUCAGGGCAGGUAGAAGCCCUAACAAGCUCAUGGCAGGGGCUAAACAUCUGCCACUGUGUGAGUGUUAAGCAGAGAAGUGUGUAGCACUCCAGCCAGCCAAGGGACCAAGCCUCAGACUGCAGGGUCCUCAGUGCCAUGGAUGACACCUAAAGAGAUGGGAAAGCACUUGUGAACUAAAAGAGAAACAAACCCAGACCAUUUAGUUGGGUGUGGCAGUAAAUGCUUGUGGGAGGCUACAUCAAGAGCUACAAUCCAAGAUCAGGCUGGACUAUCUAGUGACACGGCCUCCCCUGCCCCCAAACUGCUCAUGUUCUCUCCAGCAUUUAGCUACACUGGACAUGGUCACCAGUGUCCGAGAACAGUGGAUCUGCUGAGGUGCAGGAACUUGGCCUGGAUUGACUCAGGCUCCAGGACUGCCUAGCAGUAAAACUGCAAUUUUGCAAAUAGAGACAGAGAUAAGAAAGCCAGGAGAAAUGAUGCUUAGUCCACCCUGUGCUGUCUCCAUGGCCAUUGGUAGUACCUGGCGACAGAAGAUGGUGGCUAUUGUGAGAAAAACCAACAACCUUGGCUGUGUAUGUGGAGGGUGUGGCUACUGUGUGUUCUUAGAACUGAACCUGAUCUAUGUACACUCCCAAAUAAAAAACAUCGAGGGAACGAA